AUGAUCAAUUGUCAUUUAAAUAUUCAAGAAAGUGUAUCAAUAAUGAACAACAAUACGCUACAGUUUGAUUGUUUGUAUUAUUACUCUCGAAAGGAAGCCGUGGCUUAUCAAGGAUUAGCUGAUGUCACUGAAGAGCUGAUUCCAUAUUGCUUUCGUCCAACUGAUGGAAGCAAUAUGCCAUAUGGCAAUUUUAUCGAGACCAACGGUAAAUUAUUGUCUUUUGAGGAUCUGUAUCUCGGUAAUAUCACUGUUCAGCAACUUCUCUCAUGGUCAGCAUCCAUCGAUCUCGCUGAACGAUAUCAAUUCUAUUUGAUUGAAUUAAAUAGUUCGUUAAAUGAGCAUUUUUAUAAUUGUACUCGACCAUGGUUUGGUUCUCGAUGUCAAUAUUCAUUCGAUCCUAGCGAGAAUACAUUCGUUGCCCAAAUAGUUGAAAGUCAAUUUAGUAGAAGAUUGGGCUAUCCAGAGACGUCUGAUACGGUGGCACAGUUACCAUGUUACAUUCAUCUUCAUUGUGACCGUGGUGAAUCAUCUUUAUGUUUAGAUUGGCGUGAAGUAUGCAAUGAACAUGUAGAUUGUCUCGGUGGUGAAGAUGAGGCUGAAUGUUAUAAGAUGGAAUUAAAUGAAUGUGAAGAGAAUCAAUUUCGAUGUCAUAAUGGUUUAUGUAUUCCAGAUGUCUUAUGGGGAAAUGGUUUGGAUGAUACGGAUUGUCUCGAUCGAUCAGAUGAAAUAUUUAAAAGUGACAUUAAUUCUUGUUUUAAAGAUCCAUCUUUUCGAUGUGAAGAACAUAUGUGUCGACCAAAUUGGCGUCAGUUUGCUUGUGGAGAUGGACAAUGUGUAGGGAAGUUCGACAGUUGUAAAAAUGGCCGUCAUACUUCCUUAAUAGAAUCGACAUUUGCAAAAGGAAAUUUAUCAGAAAAAUGUUGGAUUGCUCUCAAUUGUCUUACUACACUCGUUCAUCAAAUCAACAAUAUUUCAUGUGAAAUUUUACGUUUGAAUAAUUCAUUAUUAGAAUUUCUUGAUGAUUGUACAGAAAUAUUUCAAUUCCCAAUUAACUCGAUUCAUUUUGGUCAUAUUCGUUUUGUCUACAUACGUUCUCGAUUGGAACAAAAUAUUAAUACAGAUAUGGUACCUGAUUACAUUUGUUAUGAUGAACAAUUGUGUGAUUUUCUUGAACCUACAUCUUCGUAUGAAAAUCUAACUUGUUUACAUAGUGAUGAUCUUCCAGAAAAAGAUAUACAUAUUACUAAUCCUUGGACUAAUAUAAUCAUCUGGAUCGAUGAAUUUUUUCGAUUUUGUUCCAUUACAUAUCAUACAGCUGAUAAUAAUAAUCAUUCAUCUCUAUAUUCCUGUCAAAGCUCGUCAAAAAGAAUUUCUAAGCAUCGUAUCCUCGAUCAGAUUUAUGACUGUUAUUUGCGUGACGAUGAAAAUUCUGCCAUGAGUUGCAUGUUAGGUGACAAAUAUCGAAUUGAUUGUCUUGAUGGAGAGAAUUGUCUGUCGCCUUUACUUAGUAUAGAUCAUUGUCCAGAAAGUUUGAGUGAAGAUCAGGAAACAUUUCCAUUCGAGGCAAUUUGCAAUAAAGCACCGUUGAAGAUUUAUGCCGAUAAUAAAGUUUAUAUAGACGAAGCCUACUGCUCAGAUUGGCCCUGUGAUAAUAUAUAUUCAAGAUGUGACAACGUUCGAACAUGUUUUGAUGGCCGAGAUGAACUCAAUUGUGAUCAACGAUGGUGUUCAUCAGACACUUUUGCUUGCAUCUCUCCCAUCAAUUAUACAUUGCUCUGUCUGUCGGUUACACGUAUAAAUGAUAACGUCAUAGAUUGUUUUGGAUCAUCAGACGAACCGAUGUUUUGUCUAAAAAGAUAUCCAUCCAGUAUGGAUUCAGUGCGUUUUCUCUGUUCCAAUAGCAACACAUGUUUACCAUUGUCAAAACUAUGUGAUGGUACAACAGAUUGUGAGCCUUCGAAAGAUGAUGAAAAAUUCUGUACUGGACAUCGAAUAAUCUGUGAUGAAAAAUUAAUUGGUAAUAUAAGCAUUGUUGAAGAUUUACUUUGUCAUGCAAAUGAAAAAAGUAGAAGGCGUUUUUUCUCCGUGGAUACUUCAAUCAACUAUCCUUCGUUGGAAAGUAGUGUUCAAGAUAAAUUCGAUGAUUCACCAAACGAAUCUUAUGUUACUCUAGAUAAUACUCAAUCAUGGGGCGACAAUUAUCCGUGGCCAUGGGUUUGUAAUCGUGGACUGUUCGUUCGUGUUGCAUUCAACAACGGUACCAUUGAGAAUCGAUGUUUAUGUCCACCGAGUUAUUAUGGUGAUUUAUGUCAAUAUCAAAACCAACGAGUCAGUAUAACUUUGCGAUCAACGGCAAUGAACAGAUAUGCGUCAUAUGCUCUUGUGUUAAUGUUAAUCGAUGACGAUGAUGAAGAAGAGCAGAUUGAAUCAUAUGAUCAAUCUGUAUAUAUUGCCAAACAUAGUUGCAGUCUCAAAGUCAAUCGAUAUUUGUUAUACUCGACACGACCUAAAAAUACAUUAAAGAACUAUAGUGUGCGUCUUCAUGUAUUCGAAAAGACUAAAAUGAUCUAUAUUGGAAGUUGGCAUUUUACCAUUAAUUUUCUGUUUUUACCCGUCAAUCGAUUAGUUGCUUCUGUAUCUAUACCGGAUAUUAAAGGUCCGAUCUCUGGCAAUUGCGAAAAAGAUUGUAAAAAUGGAAAAUGCGUUCAAUAUUUGAAUAAGAAGAGAUCGUUUUGUUGGUGUUCUCAAGGUUGGUCUGGUAAAUAUUGUCAUAUUCGAAUUAAUUGUGAAAGUUGUUCGAAAGAUUCGAUAUGUAUAGGAACAUCGAAUAACCGUGCUAUUUGUGUUUGCCCAUUAACUAAAUUCGGUCCGAGGUGUUUUUUAAAGGUGUCAUGUCCGUUGGAUGCUUGUCUCAAUGGUGGUCAAUGUGUUUCAGAUGUUAGUUCAACAAGAAGUAAUUAUCGUUGUCUUUGCUCCGAACAAUUCUUUGGAUUGCGAUGUGAACAUAUGCGAAGUAGACUCGAUGUGUCAUUGAAUAAGAUUGAUAGUCCACCAUAUAUUGUCGCUUAUUUUAUCAGCACAUCGAACAAAUCAAAUCCAACGACGAGUAUUAUACUUGAAAAGGUGACUCUAUUUCAACGCAUUAUUACUUUUCAUAUGUCAGUUCCAUAUAACUUGGUUGUUGUUAAAGUCAAAGAAAAAUUCUACCUUGUCGUAAUUCAACAAUCACCUCAAAAGAAGAUUUCUACGAUAAUUCAUCCGAAUCGGGAAUGUUUUCCCAUCGAAUCAUUAUUUAAUCCAGAUAUGAUGGCAAUGAGUCAUUCUCGACGUUUAAGAUUCUACCAUAAUUUAUGUCAAAAUAAUUCUAAUCUGCAAUGUUUCAUCGAUGAAAGAUAUCUAUGCUUGUGUACUCGUGAACGUCACGCUAAUUGUAUGGACUUUGAUCGUCAUAAAAAUCUAGCAUGUGUAGAGAAAAUCGAAUGUGAGAAUGGAAUCGAAUGUUUGGAAGAUCAUCCGUCCUGUCCAUCGACAAGAAUUUGUGUUUGUCAAGAUUGUUUUUUUGGCGAUCGAUGCCAAUUUUAUGCUAAAGGCUUUGGCAUAACGUUAGACGAAAUUCUAGGCUAUGAAAUUGAACGCAAUAUCAAUAUAUUGUCACAACCUUUAUCGGUACAAGUGAGUGGUAUAAUUACAAUGAUAAUGUUUGUCGUGGGUGUCGUCAACGCUAUUUUAGCCAUAUUCGUAUUUAUCGAUAAAAAAGCGCGAGAAGUGGGUUGUGGAUAUUAUCUUCUUGCUUCGUCAGUCACGUCACUUAUCAUCGUUAUAUUAUUCACAAUUAAAUUCUGGAUUCUUUUUUUCUCUCAGAUAGAUCAAUCUAAUCAUCGAUCUUUAGCAAUUACCAGUGGAUUCGCUAUCGAAAUUCCUCUAAAAAUCUUCUUAUAUAUGGACAAUUGGCUCAGUGCUUGUGUAGCCAUUGAACGAGUUUAUACUGUCGUUAAGAGAAUGAGUUUUAAUAAAAAGAAGAGUAAAAAAGUAGCCAAAUAUGUCAUCUGCUGUUUACCUAUUAUUAUUAUUGUGCUAAUGAUUCCUCAACUACUGAAUUUAGUUGAAUUUGACGAUGAAAAAGAGGAUCGAACAUGGUGUCUCAUGCGUUAUAGAGUAUGGCUUCAGAUCUAUAAUUUAACAUUAAUUUCUUUUCACUUUUGCGUUCCAUUAUUGAUUAAUUUACUAUCAUCAGUAUUUAUUAUUAUCACUACAGCUCGUCAACGAUCAACAACACUUACCAAUAACCAAUGUUUUCAACAUCUUUUUAACAAAUUAAAACAGUAUAAGCAUCUUCUGCUCAGCCCUCUUAUGUUGGUCGCUUUAUCAUCACUUCAUGUUGGCAUCACUUUCUCCAUGGAUUGUAAGAAAUCAUCAUAUCGAUUUCGACUUCAUCUAAUUGGUUAUUUUCUUUCAUUUAUACCAUCAACAUUGGUUUUUAUCAUUUUUAUUCUCCCAUCAAGAACCUAUAGAAAAACAUUUAAAGAUGCUGUUAUUCGUUUUCGUCGGCGUUUUUCAUUCUAUCGACCAACGGUGGAAAAGCUAGUUGCAAUCAAAGCAGCCAUUGAAAACAAGUGA
Messenger RNA from Adineta steineri, 4617 nucleotides. NCBI's taxonomy places the organism in Eukaryota, Metazoa, Rotifera, Eurotatoria, Adinetida, Adinetidae. The record is from the annotation of a GenBank genome assembly.